Molecule: messenger RNA, 831 nt
Organism: Australozyma saopauloensis
Lineage: Eukaryota; Fungi; Ascomycota; Pichiomycetes; Serinales; Metschnikowiaceae
Exons: 1
Coding region: 1-831 (276 amino acids)
Source: RefSeq, a predicted model, not a curated record
AUGAACGGCGGAAACGACCAACAAGAUAGAGGCUUCUCUUUGGGCAAAGUUGUGAGCUCUGCCCUCGAUAACAAGAAGAGUUCUGGAUUUGAAGGAAUGAUCGGUGAUGCAAUUGCCAACAAGUUCACUGGUAAGAAGACUUCCGGCUUCGGCCACAAUUCUGGUUCUGGCUCCGGUUCAGGUUCAGGCGGAUUGUUGGGUGGAUUGAUGGGCUCUCUUGGUGGAAACAGUGGCCACAACAACAACCAAAACUACAACAACAAUCAGAACUACAACAACAACAACAACCAAAACUACAACCAAAAUCAAAACCAGAACUACAACAACAACAACAACAACAACAACAACAACAACAACAACAACAACAACCAGAACUACAACAACAACCAGAACUACAACAACAACCAAAACUACAACAACAAUCAAAAUUACAACAACAACCAGAACUACAACAAUAACCAAGGUGGCAACCAUGGUAACAAUGGUGGCUCAGGUGGCUUCCUCGACAACAUUGUGAAUGCGGGCCAAGGAUACCUCAACCAAGGCAAGAACCAUGGAAACAACAACCACGGUAACAACCAAAAUCAGGGCUACGGAAAUCAAAACCAACAGCAUCAAGGCCAAAACUACGGUGGUAACCAAAACUAUGGCGGCAACAAUCAGUCCUACGGCAACAACCAGUCCUACGGCAACAAUCAAUCUUACGGCAACCAAAACAACCAAAACUAUGGUAACAAUGGCGGCAAUGGCGGUAAUUAUGGUAACAAUGGUGGUAAUCAAAACUACGGUGGACAGAAUGAUGGCUCCAACUCUUGGGGUUACAAGAACUAA